This is a messenger RNA of Necator americanus (New World hookworm), 318 nucleotides long. RefSeq lists its product as uncharacterized. The coding region runs from base 1 to 318 and encodes 105 amino acids. NCBI's taxonomy places the organism in Eukaryota, Metazoa, Nematoda, Chromadorea, Rhabditida, Ancylostomatidae. The transcript has a single exon. The record is from RefSeq and is a predicted model, not a curated record.
AUGCUAUUAUUAUUAUUAUUAUUAUUAUUAUUAUUAUUAUUAUUAUUAUUAUUAUUAUUAUUAUUUUUACUAUUACUAUUAUUAUUAUUAUUAUUAUUAUUAUUAUUAUUAUUAUUAUUAUUAUUAUUAUUAUUAUUAUUAUUAUUAUUAUUACUACUAUUAUUAUUACUAUUAUUAUUACUAUUAUUAUUAUUAUUAUUACUAUUAUUAUUAUUAUUAUUAUUAUUAUUAUUAUUAGUAUUAGUAUUAUUAUUGUUAUUAUUAUUAUUGUUAUUAUUAUACCCGCUAUUAUUUUCCACUUGUGUUAGAACUAAAUAA